Arvicola amphibius (Eurasian water vole) is the source of this 1342-nucleotide messenger RNA. It is a transcript of the gene Zfyve21, whose product is annotated as zinc finger FYVE-type containing 21. The transcript is spliced from 8 exons. Bases 55 to 816 code for a protein of 253 amino acids. NCBI's taxonomy places the organism in Eukaryota, Metazoa, Chordata, Mammalia, Rodentia, Cricetidae. The record is from RefSeq and is a predicted model, not a curated record. Gene Ontology annotation, molecular function: metal ion binding.
GGCGCCCUUUCUGGGCUCGGCGCGGGCGGUGGCGUGAGGGGCUCAGGCGGAGACAUGUCCUCGGGGGUGGCCGCGCGUCGCGACGCUAAGAAGCUUGUGCGGUCGCCCAGCGGCCUGCGCAUGGUGCCGGAGCACCGCGCCUUCGGAAGCCCGUUUGGCUUGGAGGAGCCGCAGUGGGUCCCGGACAAGGAGUGCCCAAGAUGUAUGCAGUGUGAUGCCAAAUUUGACUUUAUCACCAGAAAGCACCACUGCCGCCGCUGUGGGAAAUGCUUCUGCGACAGGUGCUGCAGCCAGAAGGUGCCACUUCGGCGCAUGUGCUUUGUGGACCCAGUGCGCCAGUGUGCAGAGUGUGCCCUGGUAUCUCACCGUGAGGCUGAGUUUUAUGACAAGCAGCUCAAGGUGCUCCUAAGUGGAGCUACCUUCCUUGUUACUUUCGGGGACUCAGAGAAGCCUGAGACUAUGGUUUGCCGUCUUUCCAACAACCAGAGGUGCCUGAUUCUGGACGGGGACAACCAUCACGAAAUUGAGAUUGCACAUGUCUGUACUGUGCAGAUUCUCACAGAAGGCUUCACUCCUGGAGUAGAAAAAGACAUUCACACUUACACCAGCCUCCUGGGGAGCCUGCCUGCCUCUGAAGCAGGCAGCACUCGAGCCACAGGCAUGUUCCUGCAGUAUACAGUGCCAGGGGCAGAGGCUGCAACACAGCUGCGGCUGAUGGCUGGAGAGGAUGCAAAUGGCAGCAAGAGGCAGGCAGCAGCAUGGCUGGCGGCCAUGCACAAGGCUACCAAGCUCCUCUAUGAAUCACGAGACCAGUAACUGCAAGGGAACUGAGCUCAGCACAGGUUACAAAGUCCAAGCUGCUUGCCCUGCUUGAGCACUCAGGGCUCUGCUGUGUGUGUGCUUGGAAAUGCAAUUCAAGUAUCUGGAAGCAGAGUGUUCACUCACCUAGUGCAAUAUGUACACAGUUGAUUAACGCUUUAAAGAGCUUAUGUUGUAGUGUAUUGCUGGUACUUAUCAGGGUUGGGAGAAACUGCACUACAGUACUAAAUCAGUUUUAAUAUAACCUGUACCAUGUUUAUAAGUUCCCAGGUUUAUAAGAGAUUUUUGGCCCUGUUCCCACAGAAACAAACUAGGCGGUGGUCACUCAGGCCCCUACUUUAGCGUUGGACCCUGCCUAUCUCCAUUUACAAAGCCUUAGCCUGUUUAUGACUCCACUUACCUUGUCACUUAAGGGAGUCAUCACAAGCUUCUGUGUUUUCUACUUUGCACUAUUUCACUUUAGUAAAAUGACUGUACAGUAAUUUGUAUAUAAAAUGUAUGAUUAAAACUUAUUUUGAAAGUA